Apis laboriosa (Himalayan honeybee) is the source of this 3196-nucleotide messenger RNA. It is a transcript of the gene dor, whose product is annotated as vacuolar protein sorting-associated protein 18 homolog. Lineage: Eukaryota; Metazoa; Arthropoda; Insecta; Hymenoptera; Apidae. Gene Ontology annotation, cellular component: HOPS complex; endosome. The coding region runs from base 114 to 3062 and encodes 982 amino acids. Gene Ontology annotation, biological process: lysosome organization; intracellular protein transport; endosome to lysosome transport. The record is from RefSeq and is a predicted model, not a curated record. Gene Ontology annotation, molecular function: protein-macromolecule adaptor activity. The transcript has 18 exons.
AAUUAUGUUUAAGUGUAAUGUUAUAAAGUAUUAUUUUUUGAACUAUCAAUUAUAAUUAUAAUAUAUUUAUUUUAAAUUAUAAUUAAAUAAAAAAUAUUAAAUAAAUUAAUAAAAUGACAUCAAUGUUUGAUCAGUAUGAACAAGCAUCUCAAAGAUCAAAACAAGUACAUAUGCCACCAAUUCGUCCAGAUAUUAGUACAGCUGGAUUUAUCCAAAUGAAAUUUCAAGAUGAUGGGCCAAUAUUUAUUAAGCAAAAAGUUAAUUUUUUACCAUCUGACAAAAUUUUACAUUUUGUUGUUAACAAUAAUAUUAUUGUUAUUGCCAUGGCUAAUAAUAUUCUUUUACGUAUUGACAUGAAACAACCAGAUUCUCCUGAAGAAAUCGAUAUAUCUAAAUAUGCCAUAAAUAUGGAUAUGUCAGGAAUGUUUCUUGAUCCUUUUGGUAAUCAUUUAUUAAUAGCUUUAGUUUCAAAAUCUCAAGAUAAUCCUCCUCCUGAAUUAUUUUAUUUACACAGAAAAUCAACAAAAUUAAAACAGGCAAGUAAAUUCAAAGGACAUGAGAUUACUGCUGUUGGAUGGAAUUUUUCAAAUUCUUCAGAUACUACUACAGGUCCAAUCCUUUUAGGAACUUCAAAAGGUCUCAUUUUUGAAACAGAAAUUGGUUUAGAUGGUGAUAAAAUAUUUAAUACAAGCUUGGAACAAUAUUGGCGUCAGGUAUUUGAUAUAGGAAAAGAUAGUAAACCACCAAUUACUGGUUUAGAAUUUCAUAAAAUACCAAAUACUGACAAAUAUGUGAUUAUUGUUACUACUCUUAUGAGAAUUUAUCAAUAUAUUGGGGCAGUACAAAAUCCAGAAGAAAAACCUUUAUUGCAACAAAUUUUCAAUAAAUAUUUAAAUGUGCAAGAAAGCUUCAAUGAAGUAAUAAAUCAUUUGUCUUAUUCUAAAAUUCAAUUUUAUUAUCCCACACUUGGUAGUUUACCAAAAUCUUUUGGUUGGUUAACUGAAACUGGUAUAUUAUAUGCUCAGAUUGAUCCAAAAAUAGAUCCAAAAAGUGUAUUAACAAAUCAGCAAAUGUUAAUUUUUCCUGAAGCAAGUCUGAUGGGAAGCAAUAUAUCAAAAACAACUUCUGCACCAUUAUCUUUUGUUUUUACAGAAUUUCAUGCAUUAUUACUUUAUACAGAUCGUGUAAAAGGCAUGUCACUUUUGAAUCAAGAUUUAAUAUUUGAAGACAUUUAUAAUGAUGCAGUAGGAAAACUUUUAAAUAUUACUAAAGAUUAUGUAACACGUUCUAUAUGGGCUUAUAGUGAAAGAGCAGUAUUUAAAUAUAAAAUUAAUAAAGAAGAUAGAAACGUUUGGCAGGUUUAUGUUGAUAAAGGCGAAUUUGAACUUGCAAAACAAUAUUGUAAAGAUAAUCCAGCACAUAUAGAUCAAGUGCUUGUAAAACAAGCGGAAAUGCUUUUUAAAAAUAAGGAAUAUGAAAAAAGUGCUCUUAUUUAUGCAGAUACUCAUUCAUCAUUUGAAGAAAUAUCUUUAAAAUUUUUACAAGAAUGGCAAAUAGAAGCUUUAAAAACAUUUCUUAAAAAGAAACUCGAAGGAUUAAAAACGCAAGAUAAAACGCAAAUAACCAUGAUUGUUGUAUGGGUAAUUGAAUUAUUCAUGAAUCAAAUGGGCGUAUUACGAAGUAACAAUUCAUCUUAUUUACAUGAUUCACAAUAUUUAGAAUUGCAAAAACAAUUUGAUAGUUUUCUUGCAAUACCAAAAGUUGAGGAAUGUAUAAAAAGAAAUCGUAGCACUAUAUAUGAUUUAAUGACAAGUCAUGGUGAUAAAGAUAAUCUUAUUCGUUUAACAAUAAUGCAUUGUAAUUAUGAAGAAGUAAUACGUCAACAUUUAUAUAAAAAUAAUUAUUUAGAAGCUCUUGAGCUUUUAAAGAGUCAAAAUAAUAAAGAACUAUUUUAUCAGUUUGCUGGUAUUCUUUUACAAGAAUUACCACGCCCUACAAUGACUGCCUUAAUAUCACAAGGUUCUUUAUUAAAACCAUCUAAGCUUCUUCCAGCUUUAGUAUCUUGUAAUAGUGAUGAAAAACAUGCGAAAGAAGUAAUCAGAUACUUAGAAUUCUGCGUUUAUAAACAAAGUUGUCAAGAACAAGCAAUUCAUAAUUUUUUAUUGUCUUUAUAUGCCCGUUAUAAACGAGAUGAAGUAAUGCGGUAUAUUAGUUCUCAAGGACAAGACAUAAAUAUGGUACAUUAUGAUGUGCAUUAUGCACUACGAUUAUGUCAAGAAGUUGGUUUAACAGAAGCUUGUGUACAGUUAUCUGCUUUACUUGGAUUAUGGACAACAGCAGUUGAUUUAGCUUUAACAAUUAAUGUUGAUCUUGCUAAACAAAUAGCUGCUAUGCCUUCAGAUCAUGAAUUAAGGAAAAAAUUAUGGUUAAAAAUUGCUGAGCAUGUGGUUAGAGAAAAAGAUGAUAUUCAACAAGCAAUGGAAUUUUUACAAUAUUGCGAUAUAGUAAAAAUAGAAGAUAUACUACCUUUUUUUUCAGAUUUUGUUACUAUAGAUCAUUUUAAAGAUGCUAUUUGCAAUUCAUUACAGGAGUACAAUCAGCAUAUUCAAGAUUUAAAAGAAGAAAUGCAAGAAGCAACAAAAGCAGCAGAACUUAUUAGAAAAGAUAUACAAGAAUUCCGAACGAGAUGUACGUUCGUAAAUACAAAAGACACAUGCAAUACUUGUAAUGUUCAAUUACUAUUACGACCUUUUUAUGUAUUUCCAUGUGGACACAGAUUUCAUAGUGAUUGUCUUGUAGCUGCAUUAACACCUAUGUUGUCAAUGGAUCAGAGAACAAAGUUAGCUGAUCUUCAACGACAACUUACUGCUCUUUCAAACAGACCUGAAGAUACUAGAUCAGUUGGAUCUGUAUCUUUAUCUACAAAAGAUCAAAUAAAAACUGACAUUGAUGAAUUAGUAGCCUCUGAAUGUUUAUACUGCGGAGAACUUAUGAUAGAAUCUAUAGAUAAACCAUUUAUUGAAGAAGAAGAUUAUGAAAGAGUAAUGAAGGAAUGGAUAUGAAAAAUGUGAAGUAUUUUAAAAUACUUUAAAACUUUCUAUAUUGUAUAAAUGUAUUUAUUUAAUAUAUAUUAUACUUUAUUCAUACUUAAAGAUUAUUUAUUUCAUACAUGCAUUAUAAUUAUUUGUAACUUAAA